This is a messenger RNA of Epinephelus fuscoguttatus (brown-marbled grouper), 10078 nucleotides long. RefSeq names its product bromodomain adjacent to zinc finger domain, 2A (gene baz2a). Gene Ontology annotation, cellular component: rDNA heterochromatin. The transcript has 30 exons. The record is from RefSeq and is a predicted model, not a curated record. NCBI's taxonomy places the organism in Eukaryota, Metazoa, Chordata, Actinopteri, Perciformes, Serranidae. Gene Ontology annotation, molecular function: protein binding; DNA binding. The coding region runs from base 185 to 8344 and encodes 2719 amino acids.
UCCUACUGUUCGCUCUGUUCUGUGAUCAUGGCUGCACUGGACCACACCAGCCAUGUUUGCUAAUUUAAAACCCAAAGGUUAGGGAAUAGUUGUUUAUUAUUUACCGCUGUGCCAUCUUCACCCGCAUAACCGCUUACACGAAGGUUUAGAGGCAUCUACGCCUCCGAAAUCCAAGGACUGAAAGAUGGAGUCAAAUAAUCAUUUCAACUAUGGCACCCACUCCUCAGCAAACUCAGGACUGAAACUCUCCUCAGGGGAUUCUCUUUAUACUAACGGGUCCUCCAUGAGUUUUCCUCAGCAGGGGAAGAAUAUGAAUGGCGAAAUGAAUGUGAAUGGCGUCACUACUGUACUCGGGUCCGGUGUGCCUGGCUCCCACCCACCAACAGCUCCUUACCCACACAUGAGCAACCACCACCAGAGCAGCAUGGGCUACGACUACUUGUGGGGAGGACACCCUCAGUAUAGUCCAGCCAUGGGCACCUCUCCUGGGCACGGGAUGCACCAGAAGCAGCCUACACCUGGGAUGGUGCAGCCUCAGUCACAGCACCACUUCCAGGGUCACGGACAGUACCAGCUGAACGGGGGCAUUGAAAGCUCCCACCAGCCCCCUGUGUCAGGCCCACCGAACAUGCCUCUUACUGGGAGUCAGUACUGGAACAGGAGUAACCCUGGCCCACAGCAGAUUAGUUAUAAUUCCCACAGUAUGUAUGGGACCUACCAGAGUCAGGCACAUCCUGGAAUUACACCGUCACAGCAUCACCAGCAGCAGUCCUUACAACCGGCCCCACAUCAACCGUCACAGCAGCACCUCCACUCCCAUCGUCACCCACACCACCACCACCAGCAGCACCAGCAACCACAGCAUUAUGGCCUCAUGCCUAAUGGGAUGCCCUACUACCAGCAUCAACCCCAGCACCCGCCCCUGCCGUCUCCCCAGCAGCAGCCGUCACAGCAGUCUCAGCCCCAGGGUCAGGCUCAGAUGAUGCCCCCAGCUGCCCAGAAUUUUACUCCUCCACGUGGCAGCCCACAGCACCACAGUUUAGGCAGAGGGGGCACUGGCAGCCCUCUCCCUGUGGGGAUGUCCUCAACACCAAUGAUGUCACCGUCAACAGUGCAGGAUAGUGGAUCACCCAAGAGCCACAGCAGGGAGCGGAGCCCUCAUGCGAGCAAUGUGGGAUUGUCUGCCGUCAUGCAAGGGCACACGAGAGAGUCUGUAAAGGAGGUAGACACAAGCUAUAAUGGCAUGGAAAGGGCACCUGUUGCUCACAGGCUACCCAAAAGUGCAGCCCACGUGGGACCUGAUUACCGUCAGCAUUCUGAACAGCCAGCACCUCAGCGUCCAGAAAUGGCUUCCCCUGUUAGAGAGACAGCCGUUAAUACACCUCCCCAGUCUGUGUCAUCUCAGCUCUCUGAGUCCAGCAAGGCCUCAACACCUCCUCGGGUCUCUGCGGCUCCUGCUGUCUCUGAGUUUCCCACAUCCGCCCCUGGGCCGCCUAUAGUAUCAUCCCCUGACGUAGAAUCUGCUCCACCACAAGUCUCAACGCCCCCUAGUGUGUCCUCUGCUCAUUCUCCAGCUGCUCCUCCAAGACUUUCCUCACCUCCUCUAAUGAAGCAAGGCCUCAGGCCUCCCACUUCUGCUGUGACUGAGACGUCCCCUGCUGUAUCCAAGCAUCUGUCAGUGGGGUCCUCUUCCUCCCCUCUGCCUGCAUCACCUCAGAAGUUGUCUACACCUCUUGCUUCAGCUGAUAUUGUGUCUAGACCUGCAGCAUAUUCUUCAGUCCCUCCAGUCUCUUCUUCAUUGCAGUCUGUAGCUCAUCAGGCCAAGUCUUCAUUGCCUCCUUUAACUGUUACAACUGCACCCAUCUCAUCCCUUCAGCAGAUGGUUCAAGGGUCCAAGCCACCUCUGAUGAAGUCUUGCUUUCCUGAUACUUCUGGAGCUCAGCAUGAAAAGCCUGGACCCCCAAAAUUAAUGUUUUCCGCUUCGUCAGUGGGUGCAAAAUCCUCAUCUGCUGGUGUGGCUCCACCUCUAAUAUCCUCAACCUUAACACCACCUGGCUCUUGUAUAUCAACAUCUGCUUCUCUCAUGUCUGUGUCCAAAACUCCCUCAGUUGUCAGUAAACUUUGCGACCCCACACCCCAGCGUCAGACAUACACUCCUCCGCCUGCUGACCGUGGUCUUUCCACUGCUUCUGCAUCAUCAUCGCCACCAGGGGCGGUGAACUUACCCUCCCUAGCAGCCCAUGAAAGUCUUACAGUUCGACCUCUGUCUACCCUACCUCUUCUAACCACUCAAGCCUCCAGGACUGCACCCUUGUCCACCCCUCCUGCCUUGGUGUCUGUGCCCUCUGCAAAGGGUACGUCCUCUGGAGUGGUCCAACAUUUUGACUCUGGGCAGCAUCCUCCGGACACCACUCCUCCUCAUGCGCUGAAGCCUUUGUCUCCCAAGCCAGAGCACCAUGGUCAUAGUGAGGAUAGGAAAGCCUUGGCCAAUAAAAGAAAUGGGGAACCACAGGAACACCUCCCUCAGCUUGAUUUGGGCACAAUAAGGACAUCGCAGAGGGUGGACGCUACUGAUACUAAUAAGUCUGACAUUUGCUCGCUCAAACCCCUCACUGAUCUUCCUGAGAAACCUUUGCAGACCACAGUCGCUCCUGAUCAAAAGCCCAUGAAUAAACAGACAGCUUCUGAAAAGCACCACAUGCGAAGCUGUGAAGCUAAGGACACUAUGGUGGAGCAGUCUCCACUUGGAAAGUCUUCACAUCUUCACAGCACAAGGGAAGAACAUUUGACUGAUGAAGAAAGUUUCGCUAACUCUUCACAUACAGCUUCUCGCUUUGAUGGCAAUUCAACAUUCGACACCCCCUCUAGAAUCGACGCCAGCUCUGUCUUUGAAAAGACCUCUCUUCUAGAUGGUGACAGCUCAAGCGUAGAUGACUCCACUCACUUUGACAGCAGCUUUCACCUGAGAAAGGACACUUCUCAGUUUGACAGCACUUCCCAUGCAGAUGAGGAACCAUCGACUGCGUUUGAGACCACUAGAGAUAGCAACUAUUCUGUGGAGGACUCCAGAAAUGACACGCUGGACUCCACCAGGGAAGGAGAAACAUCUGAGGCAGAAGAGACCAAGGACAGCUGUCAUAUCACAGAAGAAUCCAUGCUGGAGUCUUCUCUGAACAACACUUCUCAGAUGGAGGAGCCAUCUGUCGACUCAAGUGAUGUGUCCAACUCACGCUCCUUUGUGCCAUCUCAGCCAGGUCCUCAAGAACCUGAAGCAGAGUGGGAGCCCAGAGGACACGACACACCAGACUCAGCUGGACGCAUUAGCAUUAAGACCACUGUUAAUGAAGCAAUGACCCCCCCAAGUUUCAAGAUGAGAGAUGAGAACUUCAUCGCUUUCAGUACCCCAGCAGAGAGCCCUGCUGUACACCCACUCCAACCAGUAACUGAUCCACCUGUGCCAGCUGCUGGUAGACCUCUGAAAACCCCAGGGAAACCACGCAAACCUCGAACUCCAAAGGCAAUAUGGAUUAAAACCCCAGCUCCUGACGAGGCCCAGCGAAAGCCUCGGGUUCGAACCCCUAAAGUGGAGAAGCCUAAGACUGAAGAAGAAGGAGGCAAUAAAGAGGAGGUAACCAGGGGCAGGAAGAGGAAGAAGCCUCUUAAGGAGGAUGCUAAAGAAGCGUCAGAUGCAUGUGGAGAGGCUGGGCCUCCCGCAGAGGAGGUUGAUCCCAUCACCGCCACAAUUGAAGCUGUUCUGGCUUCAGCUAUUAAGGCUGCAGUGGAAAAACCCAAGAAGGCAAGAAGGUCCAGGAAACAAGACCAAGACGGAAAUGUGGCAAAAACACUUAAACAAGAUGGCGAAACAGCUGCUGCUGAUGAUGCUGAAGAAAAUGAUGAUGACAGCUCCAUGGCAGGUGAAUCCGGCAGACAGAGGAGGGUUGCAACUGAAGAGCAGGUUCAAUUCCCAAUGCGCCAUGGUUGGAGGAGGGAGAUUCGUGUGAGGAAAAUGGAGAACCGCAUGAAGGGUGAAACCUGGUACUACACACCUUGUGGAAGGCGGAUGAAGCAGUUCCCAGAAAUAGUCAAGUACUUGAAGAGACACACGGACAGUGUGGUCAGCAGAGAACACUUCAGCUUCAGCCCACGCAUGCCUGUUGGAGAUUUUUAUGAAGAAAGAGAAACCUCUGAGGGUAAGCAGUGGGUCCUCUUGGCCAAUGAGGAGGUUCCUUCAAUGAUCAUGGCCAUCACUGGCCGGCGAGGUCGACCUCCAAACCCUGAUAAAGAGAAACCCCGCAGGGUUCGCGGCGUAAGGGGUGGGCAAGGCCGCCGCCCUGGUAGACCUCCCAAACCCAAGAUGAUUGACCUCCUUAGCAAAGUGGACGCCAAGCUGUUGAAGCGACUUGAAGCAAAGGAAGCUCUCACGGAGGAGGAAAAGGAGAAACUUGCAAAAAUCAAAAAGAAAAUGAAGAGAAAGGCAAGAAUGAAGAGAAGGGAGAAUGCCAAGCUCAAGAAGAUUAGAGACGAAAAGAAGAAAGCCAAGCUUGAACAAGAGGCCAAGGCCCAGGCUGAACAGGCUGACCCGACAGCCCCUCACGCCACACAGCCAACAUCAGGGUCCGCUGCAGAGCCCAAAAAGCCUGGCCGCAGGAGGGCAGUCAAGGUCGAGGCUCCUCCGCCUGUACAGCAGACCGACGAGGAGCGGAUUGCGCAGGGUAAGAGGGUGCUGGGUGCUCGGAGUAAAGCCAAGGCUCUGGCUAAAGCCCAGGCCGAGGCGGAGGCGGCAGCUCGGGCUGCUCUGGCAGCUAAAAGGACAGCAGAGAGGAGAGCGCAGGCCCAGAGACGUCUGGAGGAGCGGAAGAGGCAGCAGUUGAUUGCAGAGGAGCUGAAGAAGCCGACAGAGGACAUGUGUCUCACUGACCACAAACCGCUGCCAGAGCUGUCCCGUAUCCCUGGUUUGGUUCUCUCUGGCAAAGCGUUUGCACACUGCCUGGCUGUGGUCGAGUUCCUGCAUGGCUAUGGAAAGAUCAUCGGUCUCAAUAUACCCAAGGACAUCCCCAGCCUUGCUACCCUGCAGGAGGGCCUCUUGGGCUUGGGCGACAGCCAAGGAGAGGUCCAGGAUCUACUGAUAAAGCUGAUGGAGGCUGCACUCCAUGAUCCAGGCCUGCCAUCAUUCUAUCAGUCAGUAAAGAUCCUCGGGGACAAGCUGGUGGAGUUGGAGCUGAACCGCAGCACGGUCUCUGAAGUCCUCCGCAUCUUCUUGGAAUGCCAUGGUUACGAGGCAGAAGUGUGCAACACGCUGAGGACCAAAACAUUUCACGCCCUGCCUCCUGACACCAAGGCAGCCAUCUUGGGUUUCAUCGUGGACGAGCUUAACAGCAGCAACGUUGUCACAAGUGACAUUGACAACACAUUAGAAAACAUGGCAACUUACAGGAAGAACAAGUGGAUCAUUGAGGGGAAGCUACGCAAACUGAAGGCGGCACUAGCGCGUCGUACAGGACGCUCAGAGGAAGAGCUCUGUUUUGAGGAGAGGAGGCGCAGUGCCAGAGUGGCCGAGGAAGAGAACCUCAGUCUGGAGGAAAGUGGCCUCAUCCCGGAGAGAGGCAACCGCCGUGCACGCAAAGAAGAGCCUAAACUCAGUGAUAGUGAAAGUCCUACCAAUGCCAGCAUUCCAGAGCUUGAAAGGCAGAUAGAUAAGCUAACUAAGCGCCAAGCGUUUUUCCGUAAAAAGCUGCUACAGUCGUCUCAUUCCAUGCGGGCUGUAUUGCUCGGCCAGGACCGUUACCAGCGCAGAUACUUGGCUCUACCUCACCUCGGAGGAGUUCUGGUCGAAGGGCCAGAGGAGCUGCUGACUUCUGGAGAAGUCCUUGUAGCCGAGGUUCCUGUCACCUUUCUCAAAAAGGAGCCCAAAGUCGAGGAGACCCCCAUGCCCACCACUCCUCCUCCCCCUUCUACUGUCCCGUCCUCUCCUUCCUCUGCUACCCCUGCCCAGCCACAGCCACAGCCACAGCCACAGCCACAGCCCCAGCCACAGCCCUUGCCCGAGACUUUGCCUCUAGAGGAGGACCCCCUCCCCGGCACUGCGUCCCUCAUGAGCAGGCCGAGAGGACGAGGACGCCCCCGAAAAAUCAAACCAGAAGUGGAGCUUCACCUCCGCACCGCAAAGAUUCGCCGCCGGCGUCGAAGUAGUGCCAGGUCGGCAGGUGAAGAAGGGCCGGGAUCGCCGAACGGUGGCAUGCACGACCUCACACAGGCCGCUUUCCAGAGCUGGCUCAGCCAAUCACAGGAAGCGGUGACCAACGGCACAUGCUCAGCAGCGGGGGAUGCUCCAGAGGGUAAUCGACCAGAGGAGAGUGUGAAGGAGAUGGCAGAGAAACAAGGACAGUGGUUCAACCUGCUCCCCAAACAGCCAUGUGACGAUAACUCUCUGACCGAGCCCCAGACGCCCACCUCACCCAGCUCGCCCCCUAAACUCCUUCCUCAGAUUCCGAGCGCCCUGCCUGCACUCGCUGCUCCACUCAUGCAGCCUGACCCGCUCUUGCCUGGCCUGACUCCAGCUGACCCAGCGACCCCAGCACCACCACAGGACAUUCCCUCCAUGCUACCUGUUCCUGCCGGUGCCCCAGUACCACCUCUCCCACAGCUUCUUCCAGCUCCUCUGCCUCUUGCCGCACCUGCUCUCACCACUCCCGCCAGGCCGGGUCGCAGGCGGAGGAGAGGUAGCAGAGGGAGCAGUCCCGCCCGCAGGGGGUCAAGAGGAGCUGCAGCCAAGCGCCGUGGCCGCCCUCCCAACUCUGUGUUCCAGGAGCUUGAGCAGCAGUACUUCACACAACUGGUGGUCAAGCCCAUACCAGCAUCAAUGGUGCGUGGCUGGUGGUGGAUCAAGGAUCCAGAGGAGCUGUACAGCACCUUACAGGCCCUCCAUCCAAGGGGCGUCAGGGAGAAGGUGCUCCAUAAGCAUUUAGCCAAACACAUGGAGAGUUUAGCCGAGAUGUGCACCAAACCAAUCGACGACCCUAUCUUUGAGUCGAAGGUGGAGGUGAAGGACGUGCUAAUGGAGGCUCUGCAGCAGCCCUGGCAAGUACAGGAAAAAGCAAUGGAGACUGACAUCAGUUCCCUACAGUGGGUGGAGGACCUGGAGCAGCGGGUCAUUGCAGCUGACCUGCUUCUCAAGGCGCCUCCUCAGAGCGCAGUGAAUGAGACUGAGUCUAACACAGAGACACCUAUGGCAGAAUUUCAGCCCUACACGAUCCCAGAUCCAGACUCCACACGUGAAGACCUCCAGUACUACGAACAUGACGCCGACCCACGUGAUGACUGGAUUGUGCGAACCAAGAAGGAGUGGUCUGGCCUUCCACGUAUCGCCACGCACCCGCUGGACUUGGCCGUGUUGCGGCUGGCCAACCUUGAGCGAAACAUUGAGAGGCGCUACCUGAAGGAGCCGCUGUGGAACCCGGCUGAAGUGAUGCGCCUCGCUCCUCUCACCCCGACCCCAGGAGAAGAGCAUCCUAUGGAUGUCAUCAGUUUGGAAAGUGAGAUCACAUCUCGACUACGAACAUGGCGACAGGCUUUGGAUCGCUGCCGCAGCGCUCCCCAGGUCUGUCUGUGUUUACUUCAGCUGGAGAAGGCCAUCGCUUGGGAGAGAUCGGUGACUAAAGUGACUUGCCAGGUUUGCAGAAAGGGAGACAAUGAUGAUUGCCUGUUGCUGUGUGAUAGCUGUGAUCGAGGCUGCCACAUGUACUGUCUGAGGCCCAAAAUCACCCAGGUGCCAGAGGGAGACUGGUUUUGUCCUGCCUGCAUCAUCCAGGAGGAGGGCGAGUCACCGCGCGCGUGCAAAAAGAGGACCAGGGUGAAGAAGAGAAGAUAUGAAGACGACAGCUCUGAAGAUGAGAAGCCAGCACGACGUAGUACUGGCGGCAUGGCGACGCGGUACAAGGAGUCAGUGACACCCCCCUCAUCUUCCCGCUACUCUGGAGAAGGAAGUGGCGCUAAACGUCGUCGCAUGACAACCCGCAACCAGCCUGACCUCACCUUCUGCGAGAUCAUUCUAAUGGAGAUGGAGGCUCACGCAGACGCCUGGCCAUUCCUUGAACCUGUCAACCCCAGACUGGUGCCGGGCUACCGCCGCAUCAUCAAAAACCCCAUGGACUUCCUCACUAUGAGAGAAAGACUGCUACAGGGAGGGUACUGCAGCUGUGAGGAGUUUGCGGCAGACGCUCAGCUCAUCUUCAACAACUGUGAGCUGUUCAACGAGGACACGUCGGAGGUGGGAAUGGCUGGACACGCCAUGAGACAUUUCUUUGAGAGCCGCUGGGCGGAGUUCUACUCAAACAAGGACAAAUAGGAGCCUACGCCGUUCCCCCUGGUAGUGGGGCUGCAAACUGUUGGUGCUGUCACCGUCCCAGUCACACUCUUUCCAUUACUGCUAAGACUGUCUGGAGUUUCCUCCAGCUCUGCGUACUCUCUCAUGUAUAGGUAUAUAUGUAUAGAUUUUGGCUAUUUGUCUGUUAUUGUUUCCUCUACCGGCUGACUCUUUUCCAGGCCCACAGCUGAACUGGCUUGAACUCGUACCCAUUCCCCUCACAGAGUGAGAACACAUCUCUCUUCACUUUUCCUUCCUCCCUUUAUGUCUCCUCAUCUUCACCUCAGCACCUCAUCUCCUGUUGGCGUUCUCCUGUCACGUCCUCUCACGAGCCCCAUGUCGUAGCGAGGCCUUCGGUCAAGCCCUGCUUGUGGGGCGAUGACACGGUCUCAGGCCCUGAGUAUUUUGGUUCUCGGACUCGUACUGAAGGUCAGGGACUGAUCACACUAUCGCAGCCUAACUGCUGCAUACUGGACCUGCUUAGCGCCGCUCGACGACUAAAUGGAUCAAAACUCUUCACUGAGCUUGGGCCAUUUCUUACCUGUUCAAUGGAAAUGUAAUGUAACGUGGUCUUAUGCCUAGAAGUAAUUUUUUUGCUCAAUAUAUUUUUAUUAUAUAUUCUAUAUAUAAAUAUAUAUAAAGAUUACAAUAGCUGGGAUUAUUUAAUAGCAAUAGCUUGUAGUGAAUGUGUACAGAUUACCUUAUAGAGAUGUCUAGACGAUUUCCGAAAAGGCCAGUUAAACUCAAAGGAAUCUGUUCUUGGACUGUCACGAGUAGACGUUGUAUAACCUCCACUUAAAGUCUUGCACGCCACACACACACACACACACACACACACACACACUUCUCAGUCACUGACACACACAUUAACAUACACACAGUUUCACACACAUACCCACCUCCUGCUGCUGUGUGAAAGACACUGGGUUCUGAAACUGGGGGAUUUUUUAGCGUUGGUCAGUCAGUCUGGGCUUAGGCUCUUAUAGUUCACUGUCCCUCUUGUUACGAGUAAAUUAUCAGCUAGUUUCACCUGAUCUCUGUACGACUGAAAGGAUGCUACUGCAACACAUGGCUGCAAUGUUUCUCUUUUACACUAUGAAAUUGCUCUAAGACAACAUGGUGUUUGCAGCAACUGAUCCAUGUUGAAAACGUACUGUUUGUCUGUAGCUCGUCUGACCAGAUGAAAACAUUGAAAGGUGGUUAUGUGCGAGGCGAACAUCCUCCUCCCAUUUUAAAGACUAGAACUGCAAAGGAGCUCUGAUAGUGAGGUACUGGGCGCGUUCCCGCCCGGUUUUCUGUCUUACAUUCCUUUUUAUUUUUGCUGAACAAGGGCCAAUGUACGAUGUUGCGCGGCAUGGUCGGUGUACUAUGAAGGCGACAGGAUGACUCCACAGUCUUGGUUUUAUUUAAACGUGUUUCUUACACUGAACUCAAAUCCGUUGAUAGGAAAAUAAACUUUGAUGUUCCUUGUUACACUUAAAGGGACAAGACGUUUUUUCAAAAAAGAAAAAAAAAGACAUGAAAACCAAAUGUGGUGUUAAGUGAAUUUUUAAUAAUGUACAGUUUUGGUGACUUUAAAUUUGUUCCUUUAUAUUUUUAGGACCAAUUCAUCAUUUUUAAGAGGAGGUAUUACAAGACUCUGUUGUAUUAAGGUGAUGUAACACGUGUGCAUCUGUAGAAUGUACUGUGAGUUGAAUAAAAACCACAUCUAGUAGA